UAGGAAACAUUGCAUCAUGGACAGGGAUGGCAAUGGACUCAAUGAGACCGUAAUGAACCCGACCAAUUUAAGCGGUGAGUAGUAGGAUAGGAAUUCAAGAAAAUAUAUUCAAGAAGUAAAUUAAUAGGUAGUCGAUAUGUCAAAUAUACUACUGCCUUUAACAUGCUUAUAAGAAAGGGGAGUGGUGGUGGGGUAAGUGGGGGUAAAAUGAAAUAUUACUGUCAGACUAAUCCCUUUCACUGCAAGAUUGCUGGAUGUAAUAAUUUAGGACCCGCAUGUAUUGCUUGAGUUUAACUUGAGACUCUGAAAUUUUGAAAUUAAGGGCUUAUGCUUCCAGGAAGGAUUCUCUUUUUAAAGAGGUCAUCAAUUCAGUGUGAAUAAAAGGCGGAUUUAAUUCAUUUUUAUCCGAGACAGAAAUAAAAUCUGUUACGGUCUUGUUUUAUAUGAUCGCUCCUUCUUACAUGGGGAAAAUUUCGUAUUUUCCGUGACACAGGUUUUACUUCUUUUUUUCACAUUUUCAUGUCAACAGCAACGACAAUAAAAACCAGAAAGUAACAAACGAUAUUUCUUUGAUUUGCUUGGAAACCAUAGAAAGAAUGUUGGGGCUCAGAAAGCAGGUUUCCCCAUGUUUAUGACUUGCGCUCUUUAGUACAUCCUUUAAGACGUCUUUUUUUAACUUUUCCGGAAGAUUCUUCAAAAAGCAAAGAGGAGACGGUUGAGGUGGGUGUUAUCGUAAUGGGCCUCUGCUGUAUUUGCCUGGUGGCCUGUGCACUAGCAGUUCUCCAUCUCCGCUCGAGCAGCAGACGCAUUUCAGGAAACCGUCGAAGAGCCGAACAUUCAGGAGGUGUGUCUGAGGAUCGAUCACGUGACCCAUUGGAUGUGGCAGCACCGCCCUCUUAUGACACAGGUAGUAUGAUCUUUCCUCGAAAUAUGUGACUCUGGAGAAUAAUUCUGGAUCAUAGACCGUAUAGAUUCCAUGAACUUCUGAACUCCGCGCGGAUGCUUCCUCCAAUGACAAAAGGGAAUUCGACCCUGAUUGGUUUCCUCAAACAAUAUGAUACGCUAACUUUGAAGAGCGCACUCGAUAUAGACUAAAACAAAAAAUGAUUACAGUCUUAUAAGCGCAAGGGCCGUAGUCAGACUUCAGAGCAAGACGAGGCAAGUUUCGACCGCCGAAUUUUGAAAUCUAGAGGCUCAGAAAUGCUCUUUUAAGCAUUUUCCGUGGCAUUUUUCUUAAGAAAGUCACUCUUGGGCCAACAUCAAGACAAGGCAGUUGCCUCGUCUUGCCUCAUGCUAGCUACGGGCCUCAUGAAAACUCCAAGUAGGUCAGGUAAAUGCAUGUAAAUUGCUCUAAGAUCAGACUACAAAGAUUUUGCUCAUGCAUCUGAUAAUAGCUGAUAGUGUGGCACAAGCACUCAAGAGAUAAUUCCAGGUCAAAAACCGAUAUACUUUCGAAUUCUUCUUAACAAUCAAUAUAAAUUCCUUUUAAAGAAAAUAGAAAUGAGCAUAGGAAGGAUUACUAUACCUAACAAAAGAUUUCUUUGACCCAUCUACAACUUGCGUUUUCAUAGGUUUUGUUGCUUUCCCAUGUUUGGAGAGGGGAUAUUUAGAAAAUGAAUAGAAAUUAUCCAAGAUCUUGUUGUCUUAUGCAUGAAUAAGAUUGGUCUAAUAUAGAUAUUUAAUUUUGGAACAUAGAUUUAUGCCCAGCUUUCUUUUUCGAAUUGAGUCAUAAAUUGUACAAAAUUUGUAAUUGAAUUGAUUUUCUUCAUAUCGACGUCCACAAGAGAUUACUAACCAGUUGAUAUUGUCUUGACGUCUUUUGAUAUUUUAAUCAUUUCAUCCCCUUUUCCUUUAGUAAUCCGUUCCCCUCACCUGUACCCGCCCUCCCGACAGAUCUCUAUGUCUCCUGGUGUUUCUGAGACGCGAAGAAGCUCCGGAUCAAGUACAUUCAGUCUGUCGCUUCAUAGUCCUCGACUCACCCAUCAUUAUCUUAAAGCACCUCGAGAAACACCUGAAGAGAACCUCUCUGAACACUCGAGUUUGCAGAUGUUUCACCAGGAGGACAAUGAAGAGCCUCCCCCACCUUAUCCAGGGAAUAUAAUUUCAACAGAAACAGGACAAGAUGCGAGUUUAACGGUCAAUGUCUGUCAAGGCAACUCGAGAACAUUCAGCGAGAGCACCGGACAAGGUGAAAGGAAUCAGAGAACAGUUGAAAAUGAGCUUAACAGCUGGAACUCGGAAGCACGGGAAAGUACAAGUCACGUGGUCAAUGCGUGGACUAGUUGCGAGGCUUUGCAUCAAUCACCAAAUGGAGAUAUCCGUAAUGAAUUAUGUAGAACUGACAUCGAUCAAUUAAAUUACGAAAGGAGGAUGCCAGUCUGCAAUCUUAGACAACCUAAAGUUUUCCGGACGGUUGUUUCUUAUUCAUCGCAACUUCAACGUGGUAAAGAGGCCGUGAGCGAGUCUUUGACCUUCUCUGAUGAAGAUGCUAACACCGUGUAAUCAUUAAUGCUGUUAAGCCAAUCUUUCUAUAGUAAAUUCUCAUUCAUCAAGUUUGCAGUUUUAUCUGAUUCAGUGACCAAACCGUCAUGUAGCGAAGCACCCUCCCUACUUCCCUAACUGUAUACAUAACUAGGUCAAGCACACUCAAUUGGUCAGGGGGAGGGGG
Pocillopora meandrina is the source of this 2668-nucleotide messenger RNA. The record is from the annotation of a GenBank genome assembly. NCBI's taxonomy places the organism in Eukaryota, Metazoa, Cnidaria, Anthozoa, Scleractinia, Pocilloporidae.